This is a messenger RNA of Varanus komodoensis (Komodo dragon), 3068 nucleotides long. RefSeq lists its product as uncharacterized. The record is from RefSeq and is a predicted model, not a curated record. Bases 90 to 3068 code for a protein of 992 amino acids. Lineage: Eukaryota; Metazoa; Chordata; Lepidosauria; Squamata; Varanidae. Gene Ontology annotation, biological process: regulation of DNA-templated transcription. The transcript is spliced from 8 exons.
UUGCUGCUGCUCCAGGCUCCGCUGAAGCAGGGCCCUUCUGCCUCCUGGAACAGGAGGCGGCAGCGGAGGAAGAGGAGCGUGGCUGCAACAUGGAGGCGGACGUGGACCUCUGGGGACCUGCCUGGGGGAAAGAGGCUGCCGCUGCUGGUCUUCCCAUCCAAGACAAGCCCGGCAAGGAUGCUGCCAACAUCGCAGGCCGGGCGGGCGCAGAAGGGGCAGCCGCUCCUCCGCCACAGGGCCCCGCAGAGCCCGCCGGGGCCUGGCAGGGCCUGUGCAGCUGGCCGUGCUGGCGCCAGCGGGCCUUGGAGCAUCUGGAGCAGGCAGCCGAGAGCCCCGCGCGGAUCGCUCAGGUGGCGUUUGAGGACGUGGCGGUCUACUUCUCGCCAGAGGAGUGGGCAGAGCUGACGCUGUGGCAGAGGGACCUGUACUGGGCCGUGAUGAAGGCCAGCCACGAGCUGGUUGCCUCGCUGGGCUCUGGGACUCGCCUGCAACCGGAGGCUCAGGCCGGGCCAGGAGGGCAGCCGGGUGGCCGAGCCCAGCCAGGGCGAGCGGGGCCGGAUGCUUGCGGCCCCCCGGCUGCAGAGGCUGCGCCCUGUGUCGAGCGAGAGGAGAGGCCGCGGGCCCCGCCGGAGGAGCUGCGAGACGCGCCUGCCCGCGGCCGCCGGGACUGUGGCCGUGGCUCCCCCGAGCGGGACUCUCUGCCCCCCCACGAGCCGUGCGCCCACCCCGGCCAGCGAGCCCUGCCGAGCCCGCAGGGCGGGGAGGUCUUCGGCGGCCCCAGCGCUCUCGCGGCCCACCGGAGUGGCCGCCCCCCGCCCCCGGGCUUCACCUGCAUGGACUGCCAGAGCCAUUUCGUCUACGCGGAGCCGGAGGCGAGCCGGAUUCAUGCGCAGCUGGCCCUGGGGAAGCUCUUCCGGUGCCUCGGCUGCAGCUGCAGGGUGGCCCUGCUGGUGGGCCAGGAGCCGGGUAUGCUGCAGGCGUCCCUCCCCUUCGGGCCGCUGGACGCCCUGUACUACAGCCACCAGGAGGCCCUGGAGCAGGUGCGGCAGCGGGCCGCUCACUGGACCACCCGGGAGACCGAGGCCUUCGUGGAGCUGUGGGGGGACGACCGGGUCCAGACGGCUCUUUACGACAACUACCGGAACGAGGCGCAGUACAGGCGCCUGUCAGACAAGAUGGGGAAGAUGGGCUUCCAUCGCAACCUGGAGCAGUGCCGGCAGCGAGCCAAAGACCUGCGGCGCGGGUUCAAGGAGAUCAACGGUGGCGACCUGCUCUCCAACCGGGCGCGCCAGGCCAUGCCGUUCUUCUCCCUCUUGGACCGCUUCCUGCUGAUGAGGCGGGGGCUGGUCGUGCCCAGGGUGUGCGCCGGCCGGGCCAGGCAGAGGGGCUGGAAGGAGGAGCCCCCCGGCCAGCCCCCGCUGGCACUCGUGCUUCCCCCAACGGGCCCCGACUUGCGCCAGCAGCCUUUCCCGGGCCAGGAGCCCCGUGUCCGCGUGGCGGGACUCCCCAGCUGCCGCAGUCGGAGAAGCCAGCGAAGCGGCAGCAGCCAGGGCCCGGCCCUUCCUGGCUACCGGCUCCCCUCGUCUGCCCAGGCCGCGGGGGGUCCGUGCUUCCUCCUGGAGGGGCCGGAUGAAAGUCCCCACCACAGCCCCCACCCCCUGGAGCUCGCCGACCUCGCGCUGCCAGGGCAGGACCGAGAGGCCUCCCCGGCCGAGGAACCCGGCGGGGCACCCGGGCACGGCAAGCACCGGGACGUGGCGCUGGCCCCUGUGAACGGGCGCUUGGUUGCGGGCAACUUCUGGACGGAAAUCCCCAGCCCCGUCCCUGCACAGCGGCCCGCCGGCACGGCAGCGCAGGGGAGCGCGCAGACAUGGCGCCCGGGAAAGGCCCCGAGCUCCUCUGCGAGGCGAAUGCGAGACCUCCGGCUGCGCCGCAGGAGGCAGCGCGCGGCCGUGGCACGCGUGCUGCUGGGGACCAGCUACCGCCCCAGCGACCGGACGGUGUGGAGCAAGACGCAGGAGACGGACUGGUGGGACAACCUGGCGGCCGGCCAGCGCGACGACGCGGAGUGGGUGCGCUGCUUCCGCAUGUCCCGGGCGGCCGUGCUGGACCUGGCCGAGCGGCUGCGGCCGGUGCUGCGGCGCGAGGACACGAACAUGCGUGCCGCCAUCCCGGUGGAGAAGCGGGUCGCCCUCACGCUGUGGAAGCUGGCCUCCGCGGACAGCUACCGCUCCGUGGCCCGCCGGUUCGGCGUGGGCGUGUCCACCGCCUCCGUCAUCGUCAUGGAGGUGUGCGAGGCCAUCCGCGCCGUGCUGCUGCGGCACGUCGUCCGGCUCGGAGACGCGCAGGCCGUCAUGGAGGGCUUCGCCCGGGCGGGCUUCCCGAACUGCAUCGGGGCGGCGGACGAGACCCACAUCCCCAUCCUGUGCUCGCCCCACGGCGCUUCCGCCUACGUCAGCGGGAAGGGGCUGGUCUCCAUGGUGCUGCAGGCGCUGGUGGACAGCGCCGGCCGGUUCACGGACGUCUACGCGGGCUGGUCCGGCGGGAUGCGGGCCGCCGGGCUGCCCUGGGGCUCGCCCCUCUUCGAGCAGAUGGAGAGAGGGGCCUUCGGGCCCCAGACCACCACCGAGAUCGGCGGGGUCCCCAUGGGCCCCGUCCUGCUGGGCGGCCCCGCCUGCCCGCUGCGGCCGUGGCUGAUGACGCCGUUCCCGGCGGCCCGCACCCGGCGCCAGGAGCGCUUCAACGCGCGGCUGCGCAGGUGCCACGCGCCCGCGGCCCACGCCUUCGGGAGGCUGAAGGGCCGCUGGCGGUGCCUCCUCAAGCGCCUGGACGUGGCGGAGCGGAACGUCCCGCUGGUGGUCGUGGCGUGCUGCGUCCUGCACAACCUCUGCGAGCGCCGGGGCGAGGCCAUGCAGGGCGGCUGGGAGGAGGGCCUGGAGCGGGCCGCCCCGGGGGGCCCCGCGGGCGGCUGCCCCGGCCCGGAGGAGGCGGGGGCGGCACACGCCGUCCGGGAGGCCUACUGCACUUUCUUUGAGGAGAGGCCGGAGGAGGAGGAGGAGCAGCAGUGA